Epithele typhae is the source of this 762-nucleotide messenger RNA. RefSeq lists its product as uncharacterized. The record is from RefSeq and is a predicted model, not a curated record. The transcript is spliced from 9 exons. Bases 1 to 762 code for a protein of 253 amino acids. NCBI's taxonomy places the organism in Eukaryota, Fungi, Basidiomycota, Agaricomycetes, Polyporales, Epitheliaceae.
AUGCCGCCUAUGAGCAUCGAGCACCGCAACACCUUGCAUCAGAUUAUGCGGGGUCCGUACAUGGCUAUGGAGGUCGCACUAGUAUGUGAGGCCAUCCAGAACGGCCUUGGAGGUCGCAUCAAGGUGAAGAAGAACAACGGCGGGAGCCUUACGUUCCCCCAUGGCCGCUGUAGGUUCUUACAUCGGACGACCAAACAUGGCAGGGUGGCGGGGGGGAAAGGAAAGUCGGGCAAGAAACAGCCGGGUAAUGGGAAGAAGUUCCGAUCGGACGUAGUGGCCGCGUUGGGUCGCAAACUCAUCGAGGCGCUUGGCCUGGACAACGUCCAAGGCGGGUUCAACCUCCAGAAGUGGAACCGAAUCUGCGCUCGCAACUGGAAUGCUUCAUACUAUUCGUGCUCUUGCAAGUACGCGCGGGCGGGCCGCACUGCGGGGGUGGCUGUGCUCGAGGAACACCUCCGCGCAUGGUCCCUGGCCGGCGCGCGCCCUUCCGCCUCACUCGGCCGUCCCGGCCUGCGCGGCGAGCGUGAGACGCACCGCGCGUUCCCCUUCGCCCUCGGUGUCGCCUUCGCCCUCGGUGUCGCACUCGCGCUCGUCAUCCUCCUCGGUCUCGUCCAUUCUGACCUCCUCGCGCACCUCGCGUUCCCGCGAUCCAACUCUCUUCGCCCCUCUAUGUCCAUUGUCGCCUUCACCGCCGUGGACUCGGCCCUGGGGUUGACGACUGUCGUCUUGCCCCACCGGUAUACGCUGUGUUUACCCAUAUGA